AGAAAUCUAAAAAUAAAAUUCCAGAUAAAAAAAUAAGAGAAUGCCACGAGAGGGAGGAAGUAGAAGAGGUAAAGGAGGUAAAUGGAAGAAAAAAUCAGGAAAAACUAAACACACUCUUACACAGGAAGACAUUGAAUAUCUAAAACAGAACACAAGAUACGAUGAACAGGAAAUCAAAGAGUGGUACAGAGGGUUCAAGCAAGAUUGUCCAGACGGUCAGCUAGGUAAGGAUAAGAUCCUGGAGAUGUACAGCAUGAUACUUCCUGCUGGAAACGCAAAGGUUUUUGUUGAUCAAAUAUUCAGAAUAUUUGAUAAAGAUGGAAACGGAAGUAUAGAUUUCAAGGAGUUUAUGAUGGCUACUGAUAUGACCGCCAGCGGUUCACCGGAGGAGAAGCUCCGCUGGGCGUUCAAGAUGUACGACAAGGAUGGAUCAGGAUCUAUUGAAUUAGCUGAGAUGAAGGAAAUUAUUGGAACUCUUUAUGAAAUGGAAGGAGUCUCUAAGGAAACUUCAAUAGAACGAGCAGAGAAAAUAUUUGGAUGUUUAGACAUUAAUGGAGACGGAGAAUUGAAUGAGGAGGAAUUUAUUCGAGGUUGUUUAGAAGAUGAUGACUUAAUUACUCUUUUAAAUGCAGGAGGUGUAGAACCCAAUGGCAAUGAGGAGGACUAGUGAUUAUUUUUGUAUUUUUUUGUAUGUUUGUUUGUAAUUCUGUUGAUUUAAUAAAUAUUUUGUUUGUGAUGUA
Molecule: messenger RNA, 740 nt
Organism: Eurytemora carolleeae
Lineage: Eukaryota; Metazoa; Arthropoda; Copepoda; Calanoida; Temoridae
Product: neuronal calcium sensor 2
Exons: 11
Coding region: 41-667 (208 amino acids)
Molecular function (GO): calcium ion binding
Source: RefSeq, a predicted model, not a curated record